This is a messenger RNA of Drosophila virilis, 1202 nucleotides long. RefSeq names its product protein lifeguard 4. NCBI's taxonomy places the organism in Eukaryota, Metazoa, Arthropoda, Insecta, Diptera, Drosophilidae. The record is from RefSeq and is a predicted model, not a curated record.
CCUAACAGUUAGAUAGGAUAACAAAUAGCAAUUAGAUAACCGAUUAGCCUAUUAUCAAAUCAGAUACAAAUAUCAAAUAAUUUGUACUGAUUUUGUAUCAAAACAAAUUGUUCUCGGCUCUUGGUUAAGCCUUUUUAUUAUGCAUAAUUUAGUUAUCAAUCGAACGAAACUAAUAUAGCAAUGUCUCGUGAAGACUGGAAUCUCAAAGCAGAUACCCUAGCUAUAACGACAGCACAAGAUGUCAGCAUACAGUGUGAGCUUAUGUUGGAUGGACGCAGCUACGCAUUCGAUAUACCCGACAUAAGGCCAAGGCGUCGGUUGGUGCGUCGUUUUUAUUAUUUGCUAAUGCUGGAGAUUGCAUUGGCCGUGCCCUGCUCGGAGAUUAUGUUUAUCCUUACGAUUUCCUGUAAUCAGCUAGUUUUACGUGUGGCCACAAUUGUGGUGCUGUUAAUAUUUUACACGUUCCUCUAUCUAUGGCCAAAUUGGCGACGAUAUCCUCCCUACAAUUACUGCGUAUUCCUGUUGACAUCGCUCUCAACCGCCAUCAGCAUGAGUAUCUAUUUAAUACAGUUCGGUCAAACACGUUGGCUGCAUGCAUAUCCACUGAUUGUUAUUACCGAGCUGUUAGCUGUAGCUUUGUACACUAAACAGGACAGACUAAAAUGUUCGCAUGGUGUGGGCGUACUUAUAAUAUUCUUGGUUUUUGGAUUGUUUCUGGUGUUGGCAUACUUUUUGGGCAUGUUUGCCCAGAUGCUUGGCCUGUUCGGGUGUACGCUGGAGGCCUGGUAUAUUAUCUACGAUACACAUCUGAUGCUCUGCGGUCACCAUGGCUACAAUGUUAAGCCCGAGGAGUAUGUGUUUGCCGCUGUCAAUAUACACGCUGAUGUGCCCAAGUUUUUGUGGAUUUUAAUUAGGCACUUAGUGCUUGGACCAUUUGUGAUGUUCCUCGAGCUAAUACGAAAUUGCCGCACAAGUGGAAUAUGCUAAGUGCUAAGUAGCCGCGAAAUAGAGUAUGUGUAGAGUAACAAAAUGUAACACAUAGAUAGAAUAUAAUGCAUAUAUAAAAUAUAAUAUCAUAUUUUAUAUUCUACACUCUGUUUUCAAAACGUAAUCGCAAUAUUUUCCCUAUAUAUCCUACUUCCUGUCGCAAUUUGCUUAUUCGAAAAUAAAUAAAGCAAUCCAUUGUGCAAGAUAAAUGUAAA